CUAUGUUGUUAUUCACGGACGCUGACGACUUGAAUCUGUUACAGUUCUCGUGGUCUAUUCGUGCGUGCCAUUGUUGAUAUUGUUUUAAAACAUCUUUCGUAUGCUGAGUAUGUCUGUUUGGUGAAUCUCCAAGUCCAACUACAGGUGGACCACACCUAAAACUAGACACGUUUGCAAGUUGUGUGAAUCGUAGGUAACCGAGUACAUCGAGAGCAUUAUGGACGCGGAUGGAGGCGAUCAAGUCGCCGAUGAAUUGAAGAGUUUGGAUUUAAAGGAUACAGCGAGCGUUGAAGAGGAAGUUGUCGAAGACGAAGAAAGUCAAAAUUUGCGGAGCGAGAGAGUUCCUUCAGUGUCGAUGAGGACCAUGCACUUUACCAAUGGCGAUUGGUAUCCCGAGGAAAAGCCGAAAAUUGCACCACCUUCAGAUCCUGUAGUUGAGAGAGCGGUCCCAUCCGAAGGAUCUGGAGAAAAUGUUUCCGAAGCUCGAAAAACUCUGGACGAAGCUGAGCUAAGUUCUGAGGAAGACGAUACUGAUGCAAUGGAGCGAUACGCCAAUGAAAAGACUGGGGAGGUACCCGAGUCGUUCUUCGAGAUUCUCUGCAGGGAAUGCACUAAAAUCCCGUACACCCCAGAGGAACAACAGGAGCGCCGGAAUUCAGGUCACCUCGAGCGUAACAAGAUGCUUCUUGAAGGCAUUAAAACAAAUCAUCGCGAAUGGAUGUAUCAAAUUGAAGAAAGGAUAGCUCUCGAAAUGAUGAACGAACGUCGAAAAGCUCGCAAAAAAGCCCUCAAAGAACAACGAAAGCUUGCAGAGGCGGUGGCCGGGUCUGGGCUUGAUGCCCAGGCUACCGCGUAGAGUUGAUAGCGUCGCGCCAGAUGUCACAGAAGAUAAUGUACGGAAGUGACGUCGAUAAUAUAGAUAUUUUCUGAAAAAUAUGCUUUUCUAAAAAGGGUCAAUAAUAAUAAUAAAAGCUUGUAUUAGACGUUGAGAAAUA
Varroa destructor (honeybee mite) is the source of this 995-nucleotide messenger RNA. RefSeq lists its product as uncharacterized. The record is from RefSeq and is a predicted model, not a curated record. Lineage: Eukaryota; Metazoa; Arthropoda; Arachnida; Mesostigmata; Varroidae.